GCCUCUUAUGGAUGGUUUCAUACAUGAAUCUGCUGAAUGCAGACCAAUUAGAAUAACCAAAUCGGUGUUGAAAAGACAGAAAAACCUUCUAAAGAACAAUGAAACGAUAUACCACGACAAAGUUCCCAUAUGCACUCGUUUCUAUUUGCAACUACUAAAGCGUAGUCAGUUUUUACAGAACUUCAUUGACACCGAAACCUUUGAAUACGCGUCUGAAAGUGAAAAAGCAGUGAACUCCCCCGAGCCAGCGAAGGCGAAAGUUCAGAAAAUAAAAGAAGUAGACAGGACUACGUACAACCUACGUUCAAGCGAAAGAACAGAGCGCAAAGUGUACGAAAGCGUAAAGCCACGCACACGUAAAGCGAAAACUGAAAACGGAACGCAAAUCCAACUUUCCGAAGCGAAAAAUUCUGAACGAAAGCGGAAAUGUCGCCGAGAGCCGUUGGCGCCAAUCAUAGAAGAAAUAAAAAACCGUGAGCCGAUAAAAACUAUAAACAACACGUUGAAGACUGCGAAUAAUCUUUUAAAAAGUAAUAAAGGGGCUGAAAUAGAUAAAAUAGCGGAGAAAUUGAAGAGCUUAAAAGGUAUUUCUGAUGAAAUUCCUGAAAAACAAGUGGUGACCAGCAAAGAAUUUGAUAAAGAGAAUUCAGAGCCGUGUGUAAAAGUUGACAAGGCGCUAGAGUGCUAUAAGGAACAAGUGGACGUAUCAAAGGGCGAGUGGCGGUCGCGGCGUUGGGUCGGCGCGAGUCACGCUUGCAGCUACUGCGGGAAGCGCUUCGACAGACCCUGGGUGCUGAAGGGGCAUCUUCGCCUCCACACCGGCGAGCGCCCCUUCGUCUGCCCACAUCCGCUCUGUACCAGGACUUUUGCUGAUCGGUCGAACCUGCGCGCGCACCAGCGCACGCGCGGCCAUCACUCGUGGCAGUGGAAUUGCACGGAGUGCGGGAAGGCGUUCUCACAACGGCGCUACCUCGAACGACACCGCACCGACGCCUGCCGCAAGUAUAAGCUACACUCCCGGAACAACAAGACAGAGUCGCAGACCUUGAAAGCAGACGCGCCUCCAGUCACAGUACCCAUGUACGGUGUGGUCAACCACAAACUCAGUUUGAAGUGUGAAGAACUUCCAGAAGUCAGCAAUCCGGAAAAGUAUGACGACAAGCCGAUAGACCUGUCCAUUGGAAAGAGGGAGAUAGAAAAUUAAGUGACGGUGCAUGUUUUAUAUUAUUAUGCAUGAUAACUGAUAAGCUAUACAGUUAUGUUAAUAUAUUUUUCUUGUUCUUAA
This is a messenger RNA of Pectinophora gossypiella (pink bollworm), 1285 nucleotides long. Its product is annotated as MDS1 and EVI1 complex locus protein EVI1-B-like. The transcript is spliced from 5 exons. Gene Ontology annotation, cellular component: nucleus. Gene Ontology annotation, molecular function: RNA polymerase II cis-regulatory region sequence-specific DNA binding; DNA-binding transcription factor activity, RNA polymerase II-specific. Gene Ontology annotation, biological process: regulation of transcription by RNA polymerase II. The coding region runs from base 8 to 1204 and encodes 398 amino acids. The record is from RefSeq and is a predicted model, not a curated record. Lineage: Eukaryota; Metazoa; Arthropoda; Insecta; Lepidoptera; Gelechiidae.